Molecule: messenger RNA, 3013 nt
Organism: Hyposmocoma kahamanoa
Lineage: Eukaryota; Metazoa; Arthropoda; Insecta; Lepidoptera; Cosmopterigidae
Product: neuroligin-1-like
Exons: 12
Coding region: 1-2526 (841 amino acids)
Biological process (GO): postsynaptic membrane assembly; presynaptic membrane assembly; neuron cell-cell adhesion
Cellular component (GO): synapse; postsynaptic membrane; cell surface
Molecular function (GO): signaling receptor activity; neurexin family protein binding
Source: RefSeq, a predicted model, not a curated record
AUGCGCGCGGACCGCGCCGCGCUGUACGCGUGGCUCGUGUGCUUCGCGGCCGCGCUCUCCACGCACAAGUACAGUACGCGCGUCGUGCGCACCAAGUACGGGCCGCUGCGAGGGAUUGUCGUCCACUCGCACCCCCAAGUCGAAGCUUACCUCGGCGUGCCGUAUGCGACACCACCCCUGGGCAGCCUCAGAUACAUGCCACCGGUGACGCCGUCUCAGUGGCGUACAACGCGCCUGGCGGACGCGGUAGGCCCAGCCUGCCCGCAGGCGCCGCCUGCGCCGGCGCCUCGCGACGAGGCGUUGCUGCUACACCCGCGCGCACGCAUUCGUCAGCUCGACCGUUUGUUGCCCGUGCUUGCUAACCAAAGCGAAGAUUGCCUUUAUGUCAACCUUUACGUGCCUGUUAAUGGGGGCGAAGGUGAGGGUGGAGGAGACGGAGUGCCGUGUCUGGUUUUCGUGCACGGGGAAUCGUACGAGUGGAGCUCGGGCAACGCAUACGACGGGACCCCGCUUGCCGCGCACGGCAGUGUUAUUGUAGUCACUAUCAAUUUUAGGCUAGGUGUUUUGGGACGAACGUUGGUAGCAGAACAGACAGGCUGCCACGGGGACUUGUUGGAAGACGAUUUGGCACCGUGUCUGCGCAACAAACCGCUUUCCGAGCUGCUCGCCGUGCGGCUUGAACCCCCGCGGUUCUUACCGGGGUUCGCACCUUUCGUCGAUGGCACUGUUAUAGUUAAUCCGUCCUCCGCUCCUCCUCCGACGGACAGUUCGCGGUUAGGCGCUGGUGCAGCGGCAGUGGCUGCUGCGGCAGGCCACGAGCUUACCGACUUUCCGCAUAGAGAUCUUUUGUUUGGCCUCACAACGACCGAGUCGUAUUUGGAGUUUAAUGCACAAGAUCUAGAGUUUGGUUUCAACGAGAGCCGGCGAGACAGAAUUCUGCGUACUUUUGUUCGGAACGCGUACUACUAUCAUCUGAACGAGAUCUAUUCCACGCUCAAGAACGAGUACACUGAUUGGGACAAGCCCGUACAGAAUCCUCUCAGCGUUCGCGACGCUACUCUCGAGGUUUUGAGUGACGGCCGAACAGCAGCGCCGUUGAUCAGAUUGGGUUACCUACACGCUCUACGAGGCGGCACAACGUACUUCACACAUUUUCACCAUCUAUCUGCGGACAAAGAUUAUCCUCAGCGUCCCGGUUCCGUCCACGGAGAGGAGCUACCGUACUACCUAGGAGUUCCACUAUCGACCGCUCAUCAUCAACUGAAUUUCACGCAACAAGAGCAGCGAGUUUCCAAGUUGUGCAUACACUACGUUGCCAAUUUUGUGCGAUACGGCAACCCAAACGAUCCUUCGGCGACGCCGCCACCUAGCCCGCUGCUCGGCGACGCUCCGCGUCUUGGCCCUGACCAGACACCUUACUGGGACACCUAUGACACCAUCAAUCAACUAUACAUGGAAAUCAGUAGCAAGCCGGAGAUGCGCAGUCACUACCGUGGUCACAAGAUGUCGCUGUGGCUGUCGCUCAUCCCGCAGCUGCACCGACCAGGUGCCGACUUGCCUGACCCCGCUAUGCGCCAUCAUCACUUCCAAGACGAUAAUGCAAAUUACUACGAGGGUGCCGUAAGACCUCAAACGAUGACGAGACUGCAUGUACCACAUGUCGUAAAUGUGGACGUGGGUAGUCGCGGUGGAGAUUCAUCUCAUAGCACUGUUCCGCCACGUACCGCAGCACCACGACCAUCCCCUGCACCACCUGUGACGUCCACUGAAUGCCCGCCUAAUACAACAUCCACUCCAAUUCAAGCUGAUGAUGCUCUUCUCCGACGUCUUGCAUCUUCUCACUAUCAGUCAUACACUGCGGCACUCACAGUUACUAUAGCAGUUGGAUGUUUUUUGCUACUUUUGAAUGUACUCAUAUUUGCAGGAAUUUACCAUCAAAGGGGCUCCCGACCUCGACGCUCAAAAGACGAUUUAGCGGAGGCCGGGAGCUCCUCUUCUUCCGAUAAUUACGACGGUAAAUUGGACUACGAAGUGCGGGCGUUUGAUGGAAAAGGUUUUGGUUUCGAUUGUAAAUCGGCACACGUGUCUCGCGGUUCCGGUUCUAAAUUCGAUUUGCGGACGUUAUCCGAUUGUGGUGAGCCUACAUUUGGUGAAUACAGUUGUUAUGAUGAAAAACACAGAGCAGCACGUAGCUCCUUGCCAGACGUAAGUGUUGGUAGUGCAAUUGAGGCGGGAAGUGUUGUGUGUAUCGAUACGCAAAAACCGGAUAUUCAAAAGGUUGACGGCCGGCAGCCAGAUUCAAUAGGACGAACUAGUAGUUUUGAACCGAGAGUUGUGGACUGUUCGACGCAAGUCAAGUUUGGCCCAGUGUCUGAUACAGUAGAGGUGGCGUCCGAUUCAAACGGAGAUUCGGAGUCGGGCGGCGCGAGCGGUUCGGGUGUGAUGCGAGUGCCGCCCGCCGCCAAUACGCCCGCGCCGCCCGGCAUCAUGAAGAAGAGAGUACAAAUACAAGAGAUAUCAGUAUGAGGAUUUCUAGACUCCGCCGCCGAAAUAGUUGUGAACAAAAGGACAAAGUUGUGAUUCUUAAAUUGUAAUAUGUAUAUAAAAUGUUUAAUAAAGCAUAUGAGUUUAUGUCUAUACAUAUAAAGUAAAUUAAGAUUUGCCGCGUGUUUACUACUCUGAACUUACUUUGCGUGUAAAUAUGUAAGUAAAUUAUGUGUUACUCGCUCUACUGCCAGAAGUGUAGCUAAUAUGUUGAUAUACCGUUGGCCAAUAGUUAUUAAAGCGUACUGUCGUAUAACUCUCUCCUUCAUGUAAUAUUAUAUGAAGGAAUUGUAGGUUCUUGUGAACAUAUGCGUAUGAAAUAAAUGUGAAUAUAACAAUAAAUUAGUGACAAGGCAACACAGUUUCAUACUAGCUGUACAUAAUAUCAAACGAAGUGUUUCAGGUAACGUAGGCUAAAACUAUUUACAUAAAACGUGGUGUACGAGUAUGUUGUUAUUUUUUGUAAAGU